ACGAACGUGGCGCAUCCAUGCGUGCCGCAGACUUUUUGUUCAGCUAAAUAAAAUAAUCUGUCGUCCAAUUGUUCUCUGUCCAAAACAUAAACAAUAAUUAUGGAGAUAACCGGCGCCGGGGAAUCACUCACCGGAGAUUCCCUCAACUAUGACCGUCAACGGGAGCUGAAGGCCUUCGACGAGUCCAAGUCCGGUGUCAAAGGUCUUGUGGAUGCUGGUGUCGCCAAAAUCCCGAGAAUUUUCGUCCGGCCGCCGGAGGAGCUCAACCGGGAGGACCAAAAUUCCGGCGAUCUAACCAACACCCAAUUUGUAGUUCCGGUCAUCGACCUUGGUGACAUCAUUGUCAGCCGCGCCGAUAAAGUUGCUGGUGUCCGGCGAGCCGCCGAGGAGGUUGGGUUCUUUCAGGUGGUAAACCACGGAAUUCCGAAAAAGCUAUUGGAGGAUGUGCUGAAGGCGGUGCGUGGAUUCCACGAGCUGCCAAGGGAGGUGAAGGCAGAUUAUUAUACGAGGGAAUUGAUGAGAAAGGUGAAGUUUGGGAGCAACUUUGAUUUGUACGAGUCCAGCUUUGCUAACUGGAGGGAUACUUUGUUUUGUGUUAUGGGUCCUGAGCCUCUUGACCCUCAAGAAUUGCCUCCUGUCUGCAGAGACAUAACUAUUGAGUAUUCUAAGCAAGCACGUCAAUUGGGGAUCAAUUUGCUUGAAUUGUUAUCAGAAGCACUUGGGCUCAAUCCCAACCAUCUUAUAGACCUGGAUUGUGCAAAGGGGACUCUUAUUCUUAGUCACUACUAUCCUGCGUGCCCUGAGCCUGAACUGACUAUGGGCACAAGCAAACACUCAGAUCCUGAUUUUCUCACCAUCUUACUUCAAGACCACAUUGGUGGGCUUCAAAUUCUUCAUCAAGACCGCUGGAUUGAUGUCCCCCCUGUGCCCGGAGCUCUAGUGGUAAACAUUGGAGAUCUCUUACAGCUCAUAUCUAAUGACAGAUAUAAAAGUGUAGAACACCGAGUGCUAGCAAACAAUAUAGGACCAAGAGUAUCUGUUGCAUGCUUUUUCACUCCCCACCUUUAUCCGUCAACAAGAAUUUAUGGCCCCAUCAGGGAAUUGCUGUCAGAAGAUAGUCCCCCUGUAUACAGGGAAACCUCGGUGCAAGAUUUCGUCACUUACUAUGAUCAGAAAGGUCUUGAUGGGGUCUCUGCCCUAACGCAUUUAAAGUUGCAAAAGGGAUCUGACUUUUAACCUUUGUCUCUUAAUGUAGUAGUUUAUAAGAACCUAAGUGACAAACAUUUCAAUGUUCAAUCUACUGUUAUUUACUAAA
Juglans microcarpa x Juglans regia is the source of this 1315-nucleotide messenger RNA. RefSeq names its product 1-aminocyclopropane-1-carboxylate oxidase homolog 1-like. The transcript has 3 exons. The coding region runs from base 100 to 1236 and encodes 378 amino acids. NCBI's taxonomy places the organism in Eukaryota, Viridiplantae, Streptophyta, Magnoliopsida, Fagales, Juglandaceae. The record is from RefSeq and is a predicted model, not a curated record.